UCCCGCCCCAACUGAAGCUCAAGCUUCGCACCCCUCAGCUCCAUAUGUAGCAUCAUUGGCACCACCGAUUACUCCCCAUUUCUACCGCGGGAGGGACGACGACGCAGUUGCAUACAUCAGAUAAUUCGUCAUACUCGGUCGCGUGUACUUGACGAUUUUGCGAAGCACUGCAAUGCCAGUUCUGUGCAGCGUAGGAUCCAAGCUGAGAUCCCAGUCCUUAGCUUAUUUAACUGAAUGAUACCUUACUACUUCUCUGAUGUUCUCAGCUCUGUCCCGAUGGACUCGACGAGGUUUGACGUUUGACCCCUAUGCCGCUGCCUCUUCUUCCACUCUGAGACUUUUUUGACCACCCAUUGCAACUUCAACCUCAGCUCAACACCAAGCAAGCUCCAUCGUCUUUCCAGCAGUCAGCACCGCUCACUCCUCGCCUGCCAGCCGUUGAGCCUACCUAUCAGCUCGGGGGUACCGGCCUCCCAAGCGUCUGGUUUGCAUAGGGACCACAUUGUACUAGUAUUGGAUCGACACCGCUCAGCCCCGAGUCGUUCCUGGGAGUGUCGUUUCAAAUGGGUUCCCCGAAAGCAGCCGACCUGCACAUAGACCUGCCGCCCAAUCCCAAACCGAAGGUGCUGGCGAACCAGGAGCGGUUGGCCGAGUCUUGGGAAGAUGAAGUGGCCGACGACGACUCGUCACUCGACGACGGCCAGACGCCCACCGAGGGUCCAAGCGGCGAGGUUAAGCCCGUCAUGCCCAAGAACCCGGCGUUGAAACCACCUCCACCGACACCGAUUUCUCCGGAAACUGCUGGUCAGCAUAUCGACUGGAGUCCUGCCCAAGUGCUCGGGGGCGGUCGUCCCAAGCCAGUCUAUAGCCCGCCUACGCCGUCGACCCCAACCGAAUCCGACCGAGAACGAGAACGUCGGAGGCCAGAAAAGACCACGGCAACGGCCAGUCGGUUGAUUGCCGCCGGCUUGGGCAUUAAGCCUCCCAAAAAGACGGAGGAACAGAGACAAUAUGAUCGGGCGGUCAGAGAGCAGGAGAUUCGACGGAGAAACAAAGAAAAGGAAGAGCAGGCGCGUGCAAGGGAAGCUGAGGAAAAGGCCAAGGCGGCGAUCUGGGACAGUAAUCCAUGAGCGGGAGUACGAUGGUGGUGGAUACAGGCGGUCAACCCGGGCAGUCCCAUCGUUGAUACCUGUGCAUAUGUUGCAAUACCAGGAGAGUCCAUGUUGAUGGGCGAAGACUUUGUCAAUGGAUAUCCGUAGGUAGUAGAUAUGGGAUGGUCAAUGUAACAUCAGUCCGUUGUCUCUGCCAUUGACUGUAACCACGGACCGCACCUAGACCGUACCGACAACUCUUGCUGUUGCAUGCCCUUGAACAAGUCUCACUUAGCAGGCCGGAGCGACAUCGCGGGGAUCAGUCAAGAAGAGGACAAGAUGAAUGAUUGCAGAGAGCAGUAAACGAGGAAGAUGAAAAAUGUUGCGCAUGAUCAGUUAUUUCCC
Exophiala dermatitidis NIH/UT8656 is the source of this 1496-nucleotide messenger RNA. RefSeq lists its product as uncharacterized. Lineage: Eukaryota; Fungi; Ascomycota; Eurotiomycetes; Chaetothyriales; Herpotrichiellaceae. The record is from RefSeq and is a predicted model, not a curated record. The transcript has a single exon. Bases 564 to 1130 code for a protein of 188 amino acids.